AUUAUACAACUUGUUAAAGUUGUCUCCCUGUGUGAUAAUCACACGUGCUGCUCUGUACACACCGUUACUUGUUGGUUCUGCAUUACCUUAGGUGUACGGGCUACUUGUCGGGAUGCCACUGUCACGCAGGAGAUUCUGAAAGAGGGCUUUCAUAGGGAUCUGCUGGUGAAGGUAGAACUCGGUGUAGCGGGGGAGGAUGCAGGAGGAUGCACGGUGGCAGCUAGAACUCGUCUUCCACCAGGAAUCUACGUGGAUCCCUAUGAGCUGGCAACGCUGCAGCAGCACAAUUUAACAAAGGCGGUGUUAAUUCCUCAUGUCAUUGAUUUGGAGGCUCCCGAGUACUUAGCCACAGAUCUUCUUCUGCUCCUGUACAUGGAACCCGACCAUCGGUGCUCUCACUGUUUUAGAGCUGCCUUGCCUGUGCACGGUCGGUACCACCAGCCGGCAGAAGAGAGUGAGGAAGCGUUGGUUGUUCUGCAGAGCCCAGAAAUACUGCUCUGUUGCUGCGACAGUCGCUGGUCAGCAGAGUGCUGUAAGCCUGUGGAAGGGGAUGCUCCCUGUUCAGGCAAAACCCACGGUCCCUGUCAGUGGUGCAGUGUAAUGCACAAACCUGUGUACGAGGAAUCGAUUUUGCGGGUUCCAGUGGGACUCAGGCAACAUAGUUCCUUAGUGUGUGUUGUGACUCUUCUGGCCACGGUGUUCUGUUUCAGUCUGAUUCUCGCAGCUGUAUGCAAAUAUGGAGACUUCUCCCUGGGGACCUGCUCAGAACAAAGAAACAUGGAAUGA
Leptosomus discolor (cuckoo roller) is the source of this 786-nucleotide messenger RNA. The record is from RefSeq and is a predicted model, not a curated record. Lineage: Eukaryota; Metazoa; Chordata; Aves; Leptosomiformes; Leptosomidae.